This is a messenger RNA of Labeo rohita (rohu), 2013 nucleotides long. RefSeq names its product myc target 1a (gene myct1a). The coding region runs from base 116 to 757 and encodes 213 amino acids. The record is from RefSeq and is a predicted model, not a curated record. Gene Ontology annotation, cellular component: nucleoplasm. The transcript is spliced from 2 exons. Lineage: Eukaryota; Metazoa; Chordata; Actinopteri; Cypriniformes; Cyprinidae.
GACAGACACAAGAGAGAGACACAAGAAAAAGUUAAAAGGAAGAGUAAGUGGACAAAACAUUUGGAGGAGAGAGACUGUGUCCUCUCUCGUCUCCACUGUAUCUCUGGAGGGAGCUAUGGCGGAUAACAGCACUCAUCCUAUUGUGGAGAUACUGGAGUCCUUCGGAUUGAGGGAUGUGAUUCUGGCCUUCUGUCUUUCUAUGGUUGUUGGUCUUCUGCUGGGAGCUGUGGUCUAUAUGAUCUUGACCUGGAUGUCACGUCGACGGGCAUCAGCCACCAUCACACGUGUACCCAUCCACCAGUCCCGCUCAACCGCACGUUCUUCCUCGCCACGCUCUCGGGCAGGCUACAGUCGACACAGCAGUGCCUACGACCGACGCAGCAACAACAGUCUGGCCAGCGCUGCCUUCUCCUUCCAUCGGCAAACCUCAUCCUCACCUAUAGACUAUGGUGACUCACCAGGCCGCAAGUCAAGCUUCCGGGCCUCUACUUUUCAUCCUCUCCUCCAGUGCAGCCAGAUUGCUCGUGAGGCAGAAGAGGGUGCCCAGAACAGCCUGCCACGGACCCCGACUCUAACUACCAGCCCUGGGGCGGCUGGAUCCACCAGCACUGUCAGUUCAAUGGUCACUCCACCCCGGGCCAGAACCAGGCCAGAUUCCUUCUGGGGAAACAGCAAUCUAAGAGGCUUUCAUGCUGGCCAAACUCCACCACCUGCCUAUGAGAGCAUCAUACGAGCUUAUCAGGAGACGACCACGUGAAGGAAGGGGAGAUGGUACAGUGAUGGAGGAAGAUAAUUGUAUUAAUAGACAUGGACUAGAAAUUUGGACAGCUGAAAGCAAUAUGGAUGUCCUACACUUUAAACUGACAUGGCCAGUUUUUUAUGUGUGUGUAUAUGUGCAUAUUUCUGUUUGUAUUCUUUUAAAAAUAAAAGUUCUUUAUUGGCAUCUAUGGUUCCAUGAGGAACCAUAUUCAUGGAAUCUUCCAUAGUUUAUAGCGGGAAAAAAAGGUUCUUUAGUUGAUUAAAAUAUUCUUCCCACCAAGUAGAAAAUUGUUCUUUUAAGAACUGUUCCAUGAAAGGUUCUCUUGGAAACCAAAAAAAAGAAUGUUCUUUUUUUUUUCUUUUAAUUUGUUCUGUGGCAUCACUGCAAAAAUCUCUUUUUGGAAUCAAUCUCAAAUACUAUUUAGAGAAUGCUUGAAAGAGAGAGGACUUUUUGGUUUCUACAGGUCUCAUUUACUAAUUUAGUAAAGACAAAAUACCAAUAUUUUGCAAAGAGAGAAUAUGUUUGUGUAGAGUGAGAGAGAAAGAUUAGAAAACGUGAUAAACAGAGAGAGAGAUAAAGUAAGAGAUACUGAAGGUCACAAUAAGCAUGAGAGCAUUACUGAUGUCUAUUGCAGAUUCCUAGACAAGCAGUUAUUGCAAACACUAAUUUAAAAUCUUUUAGCAAACUCAUUAGAUUGUGUAUUUAUUGGUUUGUUUUCUGUGAACUCUAGACUUUUGGAAUCAUUGUAAGUAUUUCUCAACACAAUUAUACUCAAAAAUAAACUGACACAAUGCAUUUUGUAAUACCUUUUCGCAUCUGCAUGUUUUAACUACACAAAAUUCCUGCAUCUUAAUAGAAAGCCUUAUACACGAACCAUAAAAUGGACAUAGCUCACUCAGAAUUUUAAUUCUGUCAUUAUUUACCCUCCUUUAUGUCACCAUCAUACUGUAGUAUGAUGAAGUUCCACAGAAGAAAGUCAGUCAAACAGGUUUGAAACAUAAAUAAUGACAUUAUUUUUUACUUCUGGGUGAACUAUCCUUUUAAUGUGUCAAUUUUAGAGAGUCAGGCAUGUGCAUUAUAUAUCAUUGAAAACUGAGAAAUGAACAGACAAAGGACAAAGGUGUUUUAAGAGGGUUUAGAGCACACACAUCCUGGAAGUGACCUGGCAUCCUUCACACCCACUGGUGAGUGAAUUCCCCUGACAAGAGGAAGGAAUUGUCUCAACAGGUUGAAAUGUAUACUAAGAAUUCCUU